AUGGAGAGGAAGGGGGAGAACAGGGGGGAGGAGGAGGAGGAGGAGGAAGAGGAGCAGGGGAUACGGCCAGGAACUCUGGCUCAGCGCAUCGCUCCGCCGCUCCUGGCCCACCACUUUCCGACGCGACGCGCUGACCUUCCUGAGGCGCUGCGCUCCUCCUCCUCCUCCUCCUCCUCUCCUCCUCCUCCUCCUCCUCCUCCUCCUCCUCCUCCUCCUCCUCCUCCUCCUCCUCCUCCUCCUCCUCCUCCUCCUCCUCUUUCCUCCUCCUCCUCCUCCUCCUCCUCCUCCUCCUCCUCCUCCUCCUCCUCCUCUGUUGUUGGGCGCGCUGACCCCGUCCCUCCCCCGGAGCGGCAGCGCCCCCAGCCUCUCCGAGAGCCUCCCGCCCCCCCGGGGUGGCACGGCACGCCCCGUGCGCUCGCCAGGCACGGCGUGCCGCCGGGGCCACCGCCACGACGCGCCGAGAAAAAAGUCCCCGACCGUAGAAGGAGGAGGAGGAGGGGGGAAGAGGAGGAGGAGGAGGAGGAGGAGGAGGAGGAGGAGGAGGCUGGAGGAGGAGGAGGAGGAGGGGGACGGGGAGGAGGAGGAGGAGGAGGAGGAGGAGAGGAUUCCCUACGCCAUUGCUCGUGGAGGAAGGAGGAGGGAGGAGGAGGAAGAGAGGAGGAGGAGGAGGAGGAGGCGGAGGAGGAGGAGGAGGAGGACCGACGCGCUGCGCAAAAAGUCCCCGACCGUACGGAGCGUCUCAGCGGGCCGCACCUCCCCCGCGGCGCCAUCUUCGAGUACGCGCGCCGCACCAACGCCACGGGCGUGGCCGUGGAGCGCGACCCCGAGAGGUGCGAGUUGCACGGGCAGGCGCUGCCUCAGGUGGCGGUGCAGUGCUCGGCAGUGACGCCGCAGAAUGUCCUGGAGUUGGUGGCGCGCGAGGUUGAGUUGCCUGCGGUGCUGGACGUCUUGAAGCCUCCCCGGCGGGUCGACUCCUACGACUGCCCGGUGCUGGAGGCGCUGCUGCCCGCCGUGGAGGCCCGGGUGGUGGUGGCAGAGGCGAACCCAUCGCUGCCCCCGCCGUAUCAAUGGGCGAUGUUGUACCAUCCACAGCUUUGGGACUUCUUCAACAGCUUCGAGCACCCGGAGGAGGUGCCCAUCCGCGGCUGCUCGCUCGCCUACCUCGUCGAGCUGCUGGGCCGCUACGGCUACGACUUUGUCGCCUUCGGAGGACACGAUGCCCUCUUCACCCACAGGUCGGUCCGGUCCGCCUGGCUGCCGCUGCGGCCGCCGAUGGACGAGUUCGACUGCUACAACGAGGCGUUCAUUGCCGCGAACGGCAUCUCGAUCCACAGCACGCGGCGCUGGUUCUUCGAGGUCAGCGACACGCAGGCCGCCGCGAUCGAGAUCUGGGACUUCUUCGUGGGCUGGAUGCACCAGCACGCGCCGCGGCUGUUCCCCUUCGCCCUGAGAGUAGGGCCGGUGAGCCUGCGCACCGAGGUUCCGGGCGGUUGCCGUGCUCCCCUGACCGUCAGUCAAGCUGCGGAUGGCUCGAACCUCGUGUGCAUCGAUUUGUGCUUUGUCCAGCUGGUGCAGGCGCCGCGCCACCUCUCCUGCAAGCCCAUCUCUGCGGGUCACUCGACCAACUUCGAGGCUGGUUUUGGCUUCAGCCUGUUCGGCGAGCUGGUGACGCUUGAGGUGCCGAUCCUCCUGGACCAACUAAUCAUCGAGACGAUCACCCUGAUGAAGAUGGCCACCGUAGUUCUGGUCAUCGGAGUCGCCCCGCUGAUGGGCAACCUCCUGGCGGUGCUGAUCCUUGGCAUGCUGGGCUUGUCGACCCUUGUGGUCCGCAUCUUCCUGCUGGGGCUCAUCACCCUGCUGGUUCUCAUCUUCCUGCUGGUUCUCAUCUUCCUGCUGGACUUCAUUUUCCUGCUGGAGCUGAUCGCCGGAGUGACGAACAUGUUGGCGCCGAGCCUCGGACAGAAGGAGAUGCAGAGCGUCGUCGACCGCCCUGAGCUCAGCAUCACCGACGAUCUGCACGCGCGGUGCCGCUUCGUGAACCCGUACUCCAGCGGCCCGUAUUUUGCACGAGGUUUGGCCCACUCGUGGCACAACAGCUCCGCUCAGACGCGCAUGCUCCUCACGCCGCGCGCAAAGGAACCGCUCUGGUCCGAGAGGCACGUCGCCCACAUCUUCACCACGCGGCGCGACCCCGGGGAGCUCACCUUCGCCGAGCUCGCCGGCACCAGGACGCUGACGGCCGUGGAGCUGGCCGAGUGCCUGUGCGCGGCCGACCCUGGCCCCGGGACAGCUGGUGGCCGCACCCCGAGGCCGGCCUGGCACGCCUCGAAUCGCGGCGCCGCCCCCUCGGACACGAGCGCGGCGCGCCCCUCGGGCAGCGCGGCGGCGCGGCCGGCAACGCCGCGCGGGGCCACGCCCCGCGCCCUCCCGAGCGCGGGCGCGCGGGCAGCCACGCCGCGCGAGGCCACGCCCCGCGCCCUCCCGAGCGCGGGCGCGCGGGCGGCGACGCCGCGCGACGUCGCGAGCCGCGCCCCCCCGGCGGCCCGCGCCGCCACCGCGGAGGGCAGCGCGCGCCCCCGCUGCGCGAGCGCCGCGGACGCGGCCAGCGGAGGGCGGCAGCCCGGCGGCGGCGCCGGCGCGGGGGGCCGUUGUGCCACCGCCGGCGGCGCGGGCGGCGCGGGCGGCCGCAGGCUCGGCAGCGGCGCACAGCCGGCCGCGCGGGGCCUCGGGCUCGUGUGGGGCUUCGCCGGCAGGGCGCGCGAGCACUGGCCACCGGACGCCGGGCUGCCGCCCAUGCUAUCCCCGAAGAGCGACCUGGCGGAUGUGGAGUGGUCGCUUGGCGCGUGCGGCCAGUGGGCUGUCGAGCAGCCCGCGUCUCUGGGCCGGGGGCUGCCGCUGCUGCCCUCGCCCCCCGCAGCGCCACCCCUCUCCCCUCACCGCAGAGCUCAGCGGACUGAGUCGGUCGAGGUCCUCGGCUGGCCAGUCGACCGGCCCUUCUCCUCGCAGCUGCCAGCCCCGCGGGAGCAGCAGAAUGGCCUCAAGGAGGUGGCCGACGGCGGGGGCGCGGACGCCGAGGCCCAGCAGCGGUCCGACCGCGAGCGCCCGGCGACGGGCUGCAUCAACUGGCGGCAUAUUUCGUUGCACGACUCCCUCAACAUGGACACCAAGGAGGAUUGCGUUCAGGCGUGCCGGGAGCAGCACGGCUGCGUGGCCGCCAACUUCCAGAGCGGGCCGUGCAGCGGCGAGCAGUACGGCGGCGUCGGCUCCGGGGCGUGUUAUCUCAACACAGACCUUUGCGCAUACGAAAAGAACAGCUGCUGGGAGCUCACCGAGAUUAAUCAAGUCUCACACACGGUGCCUUGGUCCCUCAAGUUGCAGAAACAGGGCUGCAAGAAUUUCAAGGAAGAUGCGAUCGCCUUGGUGCACGUUUGGAAUGUCGACCAGUGUGGCAAAAAAUGCCAGGACCACCGCGACUGCGUGUCGUUCCACUACCAGGACGCCGCGUGCCCGGCCACCGAGCACGGCCUGAGCCAGGGCCACGGCGAGGCCGGCAGGGGCGCCUGCUACCUCCUCAGGAGUCUCUGCGACAUCAUCCCCAACCCGUGCUGGGACGGCUACUACAUGAGCCAGGGCGCCCGAGCCUCCGAGCUGCACCUGACGCAGGCUGCAGCCGCCGGUGCCACAGAGAUCUACCUCGACUCGAUCCACGGCCUGAAAGUCACGUCCACGCUGAUGUUCAACAGCGAGCUCGGAUCGGCGGCAGAGACCAAGGAGAUCAUCGGCUUCCACCCGGUUGUUCUCGCAGCUCCUCUAGAACGAGAUUACGCGGUCGGGGCCACGAUCCUGGUGCGCCCCGUGAAAGACGAGGUCGACGAGACGGCGAGCGGAGUCAGCGGACCGCCGAGCAGCGCGAACAAGACGACCAACGCGACCAACGCGACGGGGCGACCGACCGCCAAGGCGGCGACCUCUGCGCUCGUCCGUCCGCUUGGCGAGGCCCGCUGCUGGAUUUAG
This is a messenger RNA of Prorocentrum cordatum, 4014 nucleotides long. The record is from the annotation of a GenBank genome assembly. Lineage: Eukaryota; Dinophyceae; Prorocentrales; Prorocentraceae.